AUGGCGGCCAUUAUGGGAUUACUACCAAUGCUCCUUUUAUUGGGGAAUACCUUGGCGGAGGAAACCGACGAGUCGGAAGAAACGCCGGAGUCGAGAAGUGAAUGGGGCCGGGAGUACGGAGACUACAACUUUGCCGGGGAACUCUUUAACCGUGUGGGCGAUAUCUUGGCCGACGACCAGGACUUUGUGGUUUCACCGCUGGGGGUUUCGCAGGCCCUGGGACUGCUCCUUUUCGCCGUGGGUCCACAGUCGGCGGUAGAAAUCGAUGGUGUUUUAUAUCCGAAAACAGAAAAUGCGACUGGUCUAGCUCCGCGUCAUCUUCUGCAGAGCGGCGAGUUGACUUACGCAACCGUGGCUGCCUUGCGACCGGAUAUUUACAUAGAUCCCGGAUUCCUUAAGGAAGCUGCAGAGCUGGACUCCUACGUUUACAGGACCCACUUUGGCCAACGGGAUAUCAAGCCUUUUAAUGCGUUUCUUAAACAUAAAACUCAAGGGAAAAUCAACGUUGGUCUGGAGAAAUCACUAGGCGACUAUAAUCCAGCCAACCGCCUGCUAUUCUUCAAUGUUCUGGACUUUAAGGCGCAGUUCCGGUACGGCUUCCACAUUGAGAAACGAGUUCUGGUUGCCAGAAGGACCCUGGCAUGGCACGGAUUUAUCCCGGAGCUGAGGACCCGAGUCGUGGCCUUGGGUCUGAAGGAGUCCAGUGCCGACCUGUUGAUCCUGCUGCCAAUGCGUAAGGCCAGCAUUUACAUGGUGGAGCGUAAGUUGCGGACCGUGGAUGUGCGAAAGCUACGCAGCCGAUUGAACAUCACCCUGAUGAACAUCAGUUUGCCAAAGGUCGACAUUAGCCAGCUUCUGAAUUUACGAGAGCCCCUGAGGAAGGCGGGCAUGACUACGGUCUUCAACAAAACAACGGCCGAUCUGAGCGCCUUCAAAACGGAGCUGCCACUGGAUGAUGUUAUAGCUUUCACCAAAAUUAACAUCUUUAGUCAGGGCAUCAAUGCGGGAUCUGAAAAUACCACCAAUAGUGAACAAAGUGCCCAGCUGGAGGCGGAUAGCUUUAGGGCCUCUGUCCAGGAGGAGAAACCACUGCAGUUCGAGGCCCUGAGGCCGUUUAUUUAUGCGGUACUGGACUCGCGACAUGUCUACCUAAUGGGUCGCCAUUUCCCGACCUUGUAA
Molecule: messenger RNA, 1179 nt
Organism: Drosophila takahashii
Lineage: Eukaryota; Metazoa; Arthropoda; Insecta; Diptera; Drosophilidae
Product: serpin B6-like
Molecular function (GO): serine-type endopeptidase inhibitor activity
Source: RefSeq, a predicted model, not a curated record